GUUCGUUGUCACUUCAGCAACAGACCUUUUGCUUUCUCCUUAAAAGGACUUUUUUUGAACUAUACCAUUAAUAUCUUACAGCUGGGCACGACGAUUCAAAAAUAGAAACAUAGACAAGACAAUGCCUCCGACACUUUUAUCUUGCGGCUCAAAUGCUGGUUCCCACCUCGCGAUCAACCAUCCCAAUGACGUCUCUGUACUCACACCCACCGCGUACCAUCCCUCGCUCCCACCAAUCUCUCCGUCAACGAGAAUCCUUCAAGUCGUCUCUGCUUCUGCGCAUUCUCUUCUUCUGCUCUCGUCGCCCAACCCAGUUGCUUUGAAUAACGGGCAAGGCAAAGGGUGUAGAAAUGUCUUGCUGGGCGCUGGGACGAAUACUUUCGGACAAUUAGGACCUCGGUGUGCGUUUUGGGAUGAUGUACGCCCCGGAGGGCAGUGGAAAAUGCUUAAUCUAUGUCGGGAGUAUGGUCUGGAAGCCUCAUGGGAGCCUGUGAAAGUUGCUGCGACAUGGACGACGAGUUUUGUGGUCUACCAACAAGUGCAAGAGGCGUCAUCAGAGGGUGGAGCAAGUGAAGAUCCGAAAGAAAGCAAGAUUCGUCAAGUUAUCAUAUCAUGCGGCUCAAACGACUUUGGAGAACUGGGUUCUUCGACACCUCUCACACUGUCUGGUACGCCAUCACCUAUUCACGUUUCGCAGGCGUCACAAAAGCCGACGCUGGUUGAUGCGGGGCUCAAGCCUGGAGAGAGGGUGCAGAUGAUCAAAGGCGGACAAAGACAUGUAGUGGUGGUUGUUGGGGGUUUAAAAGGUCAAAGAAUUGUGGGAUGGGGAGCAUCAAGAAAGGGGGAAUUGAGUGCUGCGACUUUAUCCAGUGUAAACGCUGCUGGGCCGUCUAACAAGGCAAAAGGUAAAAGCAAAGCGAAUCUCUACUCACCCACAUCACCUCCGACACUCAUCGAUCUUCCCCUCCAGCCAGGUCAACAUGUUAUUGAUAUCGCUCUUGGAGCAUCACAUACCCUCGCCCUUCUUUCUGACGGCUCAGUCCUUGGUUGGGGCAGUAACCUCAAAGGUCAGAUCACAGGCGUGCACGAGUUGGGAAACGUCAAGGCUAUCGCAGCAACAUGGGGAGGAUCUUACUUCCUUACAUCGGAUGGUGUCUACUCGCAAGGUUCCAACACGCACUCGCAACUCCUCCGAGGUCAAGCAAGUUCAGAGAGAGGUAAAAUCAAUAUACCAGGAGGUUGGCAGGCGAAGAAAAUAGUGGCAGGGACGGAACAUCUACUUGUACUGGCCCGGAAGGAUGGACAGGAGGACGUGCUAUUUUCGGGAGGAUGGAAUGAACAUGGUAAUCUGGCGAUGGGAGAUGAAAGGGACAGAGAUGCGUUAGAGAGAGUUGAGCUGAAGGGUAAAGUGCUUGGGCUAUGGGGUGGAUGUGCGUCGACCUGGGUUUGGGUAGAGGCUUAGGCCUGGCAUGCUUAUACAACUGUCAACUUGUUCCGGGCGGCCUCAUUACUGUAUUGAAGCCGUGAAGAUCUUUUGAAGCGAUGCGCUCGGGCACCAUCUCCGGGCGGGCCUGGUAUCUGAAUGGGACAAAAGCCGGAUCGCAACAUCAAAAUGUCGCAUCAUAAACACCUUUUUUGUUCACCAGUUCCCAUUUUUAGAGGUUGUUUCGUGCCCGACACAUCUAUAAUAACAAGUUUCGCCAGCUCGUUGUGAAAUAUG
Messenger RNA from Cryptococcus deneoformans JEC21, 1720 nucleotides. RefSeq lists its product as hypothetical. The record is from RefSeq and is a predicted model, not a curated record. Gene Ontology annotation, molecular function: guanyl-nucleotide exchange factor activity. Bases 122 to 1462 code for a protein of 446 amino acids. NCBI's taxonomy places the organism in Eukaryota, Fungi, Basidiomycota, Tremellomycetes, Tremellales, Cryptococcaceae. The transcript has 2 exons. Gene Ontology annotation, cellular component: cytoplasm.